AUGCCAGCAAUGUUUAUUUCAGACGUACCCCACAACAAAUACAAUCAACAGAAGGAAAGAGCGUCAUCUUCCUAUGGCAACACCUACAAGACCUCCACGGGAGUCUAUCAGUACUCCGGUUAUAAUCAGAACUAUGGUAAGAUAUUUUCAACCAAACUGGCACGGUACUCUUCCAUGAUCGGUUUUCAAAACGUCAACUUUAAAUUUGGUCAUAAAAAUCUCACCACCAAAAUAAGAGCUCAUUUUGCAUCCACCUACUUGACUGUGGGUGGGGUAACGGAAUCGAACGCCAUGCCGAAAGGAACCAUCAAUACUCCGGUUAUAAUCAAAACUAUGAAUAUUCGAGCCUGUCAUCAGAUUGUACAUGGUGUGAACUUUAGCGCGGAGUUGUAUCUGGACAUCGAAUCAGUGCCCUCUGGAGCAUUGCCACUUAUGUUGCAGGACGACGAAUUGCCAUCGCAUGCAUCUCUAAUUCCAUUAACCAAAGAACUGAUCAACUGGGAUUUGCUUGCAAUGUUACAACGGAAACGCCCAACUACCACCUCUUGUGUACCCAAGUUGAAUAAAUAUCUAGAGCUCUUGAAUGCAAUAAAUCCAACGGACACGAAGUAUAUGAAUACCUGGCACGUUUCAACUAUGUUAGAAAACCGGGCCCAGGUUGGCGCUGGGGCUCAAAAUCAGUCGAAGAUAAAUCCAACGGACACGAAGUAUAUGAAUACCUGGCACGUUUCAACUAUGUUAGAAAACCGGGCCCAGGUUGGCGCUGGGGCUCAAAAUCAGUCGAAGUUACUAAGAUAUAUCAUUCCCAGAGCAAGGCCUGCACAGUGGGUUUAUGGGAAAGAAUACCUAUUGGACACCGACCGCUAUUCGACAUGGUAA
Molecule: messenger RNA, 879 nt
Organism: Opisthorchis viverrini
Lineage: Eukaryota; Metazoa; Platyhelminthes; Trematoda; Opisthorchiida; Opisthorchiidae
Exons: 9
Coding region: 1-879 (292 amino acids)
Source: RefSeq, a predicted model, not a curated record